UAUCGAGUUUCUUGAAAAGAAUUUCUCGCGAAGAUGGGUGAAGUUACUUUGGAGUAUUCCCAUGUUAAAACUAAGUCUGAUCCUAAAGAUCGAGGCUGUCUAGUUAUUGGUAAUGUAGUCAAUCUAUCAACGGUGUCUUACGAUGAUUUUGCUGAAAAAUUACAGACAGGCGUUGAUGCCAAGAUGUUCAAUCUUGUUUUGAAGUCUCUUGGAGAUUCAGACAGUUGUAAUGUGUUCCUCAAUCAAGUUGUUGUCUGUGCUCUACCUUCAAAUGCAAGCAGACAUAAUUCUACRUGCCAUCCUCAUGUUUUGAAACUCUUUGUUAAGUCAAACUUGCCAUCAGGAAAUGCAUGCAUUGUGGUGGUUUGUGAAAGGAAGGAAGCUUUUGCCUGUGCAUGCACCAUAGCWAGGUGUUUCCCCUUGUAUUCAACUAAAACAAACCCCAAAACACCAAGAAAAAUCACAGUUGAAUUCAUCUUGGUUGAUGGUCCACCUUUGACAGAGGAAGAUACCAAAUGCAUGACGACUGCAGCAGAAAGUGUCCGCUUGUCAGCAAGAAUUGUAGACACUCCCUGCAACGACAUGCAUACUGACAUAUUUCUUGAGGAGGUGAGAAAAGUUGGAAGUGAACUAGGMAUUCAGCCUACCAUCAUCCAGGGGGAAGAACUUAUGAAGAAAGGCUUUGGAGGAAUUUAUGGAGUUGGCAARGCUGCAGUUCAUCAGCCUGCAUUAGCCAUCCUUAGUCAUACUCCAGAGGGUGCAAAUAGGACCUUUGCAUGGGUAGGGAAGGGCAUUGUCUAUGACACAGGAGGUCUGUCAAUCAAAGGCAAGACAGCAAUGCCUGGAAUGAAGAGGGACUGUGGUGGAGCUGCUGGUAUCCUUGGAGGCUUCAGAGCAGCUGUCAAACAGGGUUUUAAGGAAAAUUUACAUGCAUUGUUUUGUCUUGCUGAGAAUGCUGUUGGUCCUAAUGCAACCAGGCCUGAUGACAUUCAUACAUUUUACUCUGGAAAAACUGUUGAAAUCAAUAAUACUGAUGCUGAAGGUCGACUUGUUCUGGGUGACGGAGUUUACUACGCCAGGAAAGACCUUAAGGCUGACGUUGUUCUUGACAUGGCGACACUAACAGGUGCACAAGGCGUAGCAACAGGAAGGUUUCAUGCUGGUUUAUUGACAAACAAAGAAUCAUGGGAAAUUGCUGCUGUCAAAGCUGGAAGAGCAUGUGGUGACUUGGUGCAUCCCCUGCCGUAUWGUCCAGAGUUACACUUCUGUGAGUUUUCAAGUGUUGUAGCAGACAUGAAGAACUCUGUCAAGAAUCGUGACAAUGCUCAAAGUUCCUGUGCUGGCUUGUUUAUAGGAGCACAUUUGGGCUUUGACUACCCUGGUGCAUGGAUCCAUAUUGAUAUGGCAAGUCCUGUUGAAGCAAAUGAAAGGGCUACAGGUUAUGGUGUGGCACUACUAUUGACGUUGUUUGGAAAAAGUAGCUCAAGCUCCUUGUUGCAAGAACUUGCUCCAGAACAACCAUCCAAAGAAGCUGCAUGACAAAUCAAAACUCCUUAGGCCAUGUAAACAUGUCUAGAAUUUUACUUAAUCAUUAUUAUUCUGCCUUUAUAUAACCUAACAUCAUUCAUGCCUAACUUGCUGGGAAAGAUCUCAGGGUGACUGUCUUUUUGUCAUUAUGAAUGAGUAUAACAAUUGUCUUAAAUUUAUAAAAUAUGAAAACAGAAUGUAUUUCUGAUUAAUAUUCUGAUUAUUAUUUAAUAAUAAAUCAUUUUCAAUCAAAUUACA
Molecule: messenger RNA, 1785 nt
Organism: Exaiptasia diaphana
Lineage: Eukaryota; Metazoa; Cnidaria; Anthozoa; Actiniaria; Aiptasiidae
Product: probable aminopeptidase NPEPL1
Exons: 13
Coding region: 34-1539 (501 amino acids)
Biological process (GO): proteolysis
Cellular component (GO): cytoplasm
Molecular function (GO): manganese ion binding; metalloaminopeptidase activity
Source: RefSeq, a predicted model, not a curated record